Messenger RNA from Symbiodinium necroappetens, 1203 nucleotides. The record is from the annotation of a GenBank genome assembly. NCBI's taxonomy places the organism in Eukaryota, Dinophyceae, Suessiales, Symbiodiniaceae.
GACGCCGAAGCAGCACUUGCUGCCUGCAAUGGUAUUCCAUGGCCUUCGACAUGGCCACAGCGUCACGACGGAAAGACCUUGCAGUUGAUGUUCAAAGCCGACUGGCUUCGCGAGCGCCGUGAUUACAAUGCGCUUUACAAAGCAGUCAAGGGCCCAUCGUUCCAGACAACGUUUACUAAGCGAGAAGCCGCGCGAGAGGAUGUGGCUGAGGGCUUUGGCACCGCCGAGCCAUCGCCUUCCGUAGACGUGAACCCUGAAGCCACUGAAGCCCCGCAAGCUGCAGCCAGACGAAAGCCACCUGGGUCUGAGAUACCUGGAUGCCUUGUGAGACUGACUGGGUUCUCUGAUGCUGAGAACGUACUUUGCAUCCGUCAAUAUGUUGAGCAUGCUGUGACAGUUGUCUAUUGUGACUACAUACCCAACACGACAGUUGCCCAUGUUCGGCUACCGUCUCCGGGAGACUGUGUCAGGCUUCUCGAAGACAUGAAACUUACCAGUCGUUUGCUGGGAUGUCAUAGGCCAACUGCGGAAGUCUUGAGUCCUGAAGAGGAGGAGAAAUAUUGGGUCGAGAGACUCGCCGCCUCUGUUCGAAGUCGGGAGCCGAUUUCCAAAAAGAGAGGCUUAACACCUCAAGCAUUUCUCAGGCGGGAUCUUGAUCACAAAGUUUCACGAAUCAGGCGAUGGUGUCCAAAAGUUGCUUCUGCUUCACACAAGUUCAGAGCUGGCUUUACAGACACUGCGGGAAGUAAUGCAGACUUUGUCCCAGCUGGGUUCGGCAAGGCGAGGCGUGCAGCCAAGGUGGUGCCGCCAAGAGAAUCAGGUGAAGCACCCGAACUUCCGCCCUCCUCGAAGGUUCGACGGAAGGAAGGAUCCCCUCGCCGGGGCCCGCUCGUCCCGCCCCCAAGCCCAUUCCAGCUGCCAGGCACUACUCGCACGAGGGCCCGACCUGCAAGGAGAGCACCGUCUGUGCCCCCUAGCCCGUGUGCUCAGGACUCCCCGGAAUCCGACUCCGCCCGCCCUGUGUCGCCAAGCUCGUCAAGACAAGCCGUGACAUCGCCACACUCAGAGCCUGGAAAAGCGGACGGGCCAGUCAGUCCGACUGCACAAAUGCAGGAACCUCCGCAAAGCGAUGAUCUCGACAUGCUGCACCCCGACUCUGAUGCCAUCCUGGAUCUCCUUGAUGAGCUCGAAGGUGACAUGUAG